This is a messenger RNA of Sinocyclocheilus grahami, 3057 nucleotides long. Its product is annotated as rap guanine nucleotide exchange factor 5-like. The record is from RefSeq and is a predicted model, not a curated record. Gene Ontology annotation, cellular component: plasma membrane. NCBI's taxonomy places the organism in Eukaryota, Metazoa, Chordata, Actinopteri, Cypriniformes, Cyprinidae. Gene Ontology annotation, molecular function: guanyl-nucleotide exchange factor activity. The transcript has 26 exons. Gene Ontology annotation, biological process: Ras protein signal transduction. Bases 145 to 2760 code for a protein of 871 amino acids.
GUGUGUGAUCGCUGGGUGGAGCAGCAGUGUACGGCAGGUCUCGUCUCUCAUUGCGGCGGCUGGAGAUCCAUCGAGCGGCGGCGGAAUGUCGCUCCGCUGUCCGUGUGCGUGAAGAGCAGGUGGAGGCAGAGGAGGAGGAGGAGGAUGGAGGAAUCCGACAGCAUCCCCUGCACCGCGGAGGACGGACUCCUGUCGAGCUGGAGAUGGAACAGAACCGCCAGGGAUCAGGUCCAGAUCAAGCAGAAGAUCCGAGAUCUGCCCGGAUUACUAAAGCACGGACUGAACCUGCGCAAAAAGAGCCAGUCACCUGACACCAUCCCAGGACCCAGCACGAGCGUCACACCCAAACCCAAGACUUGUUCUCAGAGUUUUCCCUGCGCUGGACGUGCGCUGAGAAACGCCUUUCUGUCUCAUGGACCGUAUCCAGCAAAAGACAAGAUCCACCUCGCCAGGAUCAUCAGGAGGAGUUAUGUCGGUGUGGAGCUGGUCCAGUGGCUCCUGGAGCAGUGUGUGUCAGUUCAGUGCAGGUUAAUGGCGUCUCGUGUCUGGCAGGUGCUGCUGGAGCUGGGAAUACUGCACUCAGUCGACCAGCGGCUGGUGUUUGAAGACUCCAACACAUAUUAUCAGUUCUCGUUCGAGGAGUGUGAUGCUCAGGGCUGUGAAUUUCGCAGCGAGGAGGAAUGGCAGAACGGUGUCCGUCUUCUACUGCAGCUUGUGCCCUACGUUCAGUUCAGGGUCGUCAGCCCACCCGAGGAAGACCCGGAUAGAAAGCGUGAUAUCUGCAGCGAGAUCCUGCAGAUGAAGGCUCUGGAGAGACUCACGUCCACGGUGCAGAAUGAACUCGCUGCUGCUCUCGCCAGGAAAGCCAAGAAGUCAAUGUCAGAAGACGAAAGCUCGGAGGCAUCAGACGCUUCUCCUCAAGAACCGCUGAAGCCCACUGAAGACAGAAGCAAGCAGGCGGGCGUCUGUGGCCUCCGGGCUCCAGAUGACCUCUCGCGGAUGGAGAUGGUCCAGCGGCUGGCCAAAGACGGCUAUCGGUUCCUCCAGAACCAGAACUACCGGCUCCCGGACCGCUCCGCUCAGGUGCAGGGCGAGGGCGUUGUGCGCGUCUGUCUGAAGGAGAGGGGUCAAGACGUGCUGGUUCUCCAGAGAGUCCCGUCAGAUCCAGCGUCUCCGCAAACAGCCGGAGUCAAAGAUGAGGACAGCGAUAAGAGGUACGUGGUGGUGUCCGGGACGCCCCAGAAGAUCCUGGAGCACCUGCUGAGUGACCUGCGUCUGGACGAGCAGCAGGGGGCGACGGAGAGCAAAGAGGCAGAAAUGCUUCUGGACGACUUCUUGCUGACGUAUCUGGUGUUCAUGUCCACCAGUGAGCUCUGCCAGGCGCUGCUGGGACACUACUCUACGAAGCGCUGCCGGGGGAAGGAGGAGGGAAAGGAGGCCCUCUUCAGGAAGAGGAAAGUACUGCACCUGGUGUCUCAGUGGAGCACGCUGUACAAGGACUUCCUGCGAGAGGAGGAGAACCUCAAGACCUUCAUGAAGACGUUGUAUCGAUAUGUGCUGGAAGACGUUUAUGAGUUCCCCACGCUGGAGAAGGACCUGAAGGAGUUCCAGAAACUUCUGCGACGGAGACAUACGGUGGACGACUAUUCUCCACACCAAAAGAAUAAAGGGCUGUACCAGCAGCUGAGUCUGAAGGAGAACUGUGUUCCUCUCCGAGCAUCUCCAGUCGAGAGCAAGGACGUGAUGUGCCGUGUGUAUGUGAGCUGUGAUUCGUAUCUGAGCAUGCGGGUGAAGCCUGCGGUCGUGGCUCAGGAGCUGCUGCACAUCGUCUCUCAGCGGAUGGAGCGAUCCGAGGACGACAUGAUGCUGGUGGCACAAACCUAUAACGGAGAGAAGCGUGUUCUUCAGCCGCAUGACAGUAUUUACUCUGAGUCUCUGACGGCACCCAGCAGACUGAUCGCCUGUCGCAGAGACCUCAGCGAGAUCCUGCCGCCGCUGACGGAGUGUCCAGAGCUGGGGCAGAAGCCCGUCAGACUGCUGGGCAUCAACACGUGGGACGUCGCUGUGGCGCUGACAAACUUCGACUGGAAUCUCUUCAACUCCAUCCACGAGCAAGAGCUGAUCUUCUACACGUUCAGUGGUCAGGCGAGCAGUGGACACACGGUGGCGCUAGAGUUCCUGCUGCAGCGCUGUAAUGAGGUGCAGCAGUGGGUGAUGUCUGAGGUGCUGCUCUGUCCCUCGCUCAGCAAACGAGUGCAGCUCCUCAAGAAGUUCAUCAAGAUCGCCGCGCACUGUAAAGCGCAUAGGAACCUCAACUCCUCGUUUGCCAUCAUCAUGGGCUUAAACACAGCCGCUGUCAGCCGCCUCAACCAGACCUGGGAGAAAGUUCCUGGAAAGUUCAAGAAGCUUUUCUCUGAGCUGGAGCUGUUGACUGAUCCAUCCAUGAAUCACAAAGCCUACAGAGACGCUUUCAAGAAAACGAAGCCGCCCAAAAUCCCCUUCAUGCCUCUGCUGCUCAAAGAUAUCACCUUCAUCCACGAGGGGAACAAAACAUUUCAGGAUAAUCUGGUGAAUUUCGAGAAGCUGCACAUGAUCGCCGAUACGGUCCGACUCAUUCGCCACUGCCAGACGGAUCAGACAGGGAACGAGCUUUCUGCGUGUGACGGUCCCGAGGUGCGCUCCAGCGUCCAUUACCUUCACAUCAUCGACAAUCAGCAGACGCUGUUCCAGCUCUCGCACAGACUGGAGCCCCGAGUCUGAGACACACAGAGACCCAGAGAAAGAGCGCCGCCUGCUGGACAGAUUCACACUGAAUCAGUGACUCUCUCAGAGCCCAGCGAAUCAUGUUCAGACAUCACCAUAAAACACUUCUUUCUUAAUGUAAAAAAUGACUGCCGGUCGACGAAAGCUUUUUCCUGUCCGUGCUUUUUCAGCAUUGUUUUUGUUGAAAUGCGGUUGUCAAUGUUAUUUAACUUCUGCCAGCACUCUGGACCAUAUUUAUAUAUGAAUUUAAUACUUCAGAUUGUUAGGGCUGGGCGAUAUGAUCAUAAAAUAAUA